AUGGGAGCUUGCGCAUCAUGUUUGGGACGGGGCGAUGGCAAUAACUAUGAUGAGGAGGAGGAGAACCGCCUUCUUUACGACGAUGCCAACGGAAUGCAAUACGGCAGCUUUGGCGAUCAAGCCAUAAAUGGAGAGAACGACACACUCGAAUCCCAACGAGAGAACGAGGCACUGCAGCGAGUUAUUGCCAAGACAUCAGAUAAUAUGGUCGAUAUAUUCGACAUUGCUCCACAAGAGAAUGGUGCCCGUGGAACAACAACGCCUUUUGCCUACGCAGGCCAAGGUGCCCGUUUGGCCCGAUACCAGCAUCUCGUCUCAAAACUUAGCAGCCAGGGCGACAGCAACCCCGUGAACGGCGUUAAGGUCGACUGGCUUCCAGAGGACGAGACGAUCGAGAUGCGAAAGAACGGACCAGCGAGUAUUAAGACUCUCGAGAGCGACGAGGGACCUCUUGUGGGGACCUUUGCAGAUGCUGCAGCGGCAAUGCAAUAG
This is a messenger RNA of Fusarium sp. VM40, 492 nucleotides long. Lineage: Eukaryota; Fungi; Ascomycota; Sordariomycetes; Hypocreales; Nectriaceae. The record is from the annotation of a GenBank genome assembly.